CACGCCGGAAGCGAACAGGCGGACACGCCGCACAGCCGCUGCUGACUCUCCUGAUGUUGAACCGGAGCGGAGACACGUGAUGAGUUAAGUUUCCAUGAAGAUGAGAGGAACCUGCCUGAGCGCAGCACAGACGUCUGAACCUGCCCUGGAGGAGAGUUAACCACCCAUGGCCUGCCAGUCUGCAGUCAUGGACGAGCAGGCCCUGCUGGGGCUCAACCCCAACGCCGACGCCCGCUACAGGCAGAGGGCGAUGGCGUACUUCGAGCAGCUGAAGGAGUCCCAGGGCGCCUGGGAGGUUUGUGCUGAGGCGCUCGCUAAAGGAAUUUACAAUGACGAUCACGUGAAAUUCUUCUGCUUCCAAGUUCUGGAACAUCAGAUCAAGUUCAGACACGCUGGUCUGAGCGUGGUCCAGCAGCAGAUGAUCCGAGAGACUCUGAUGAAGUGGCUCCAGGGUCAGCUGAUGAACGCUCAGCCGGAGAAGCCCUUCAUCAGGAACAAGGCGGCGCAGGUGUUCGCCCUCACCUUCGUGAUGGAGUACCCGGCGCUGUGGCCCAAGUUCUUCUUCGACGUCCUGUCUCUGGUGGGUCUCAACCCGAACGGCGUGGACGUCUACCUCCGGACGCUGAUGGCCAUCGACGCUGAGGUGGUGGACAGAGACAUCCUGCACUCGCCCGAGGAGACUCGUAGGAACAUGUUGAUCAAAGACGCCAUGCGGGAGCAGUGCAUCCCGAGCCUGGUGGAGUCCUGGUUCCAGAUCCUGCAGACGUACCAGCGCUCUCACCCGGAGAUCACCUGCCAGUGCCUGGAGGUGGUCGGAGCCUUCGUGUCCUGGAUCGACCUCAACCUCAUCGCCAACGACCGCUUCGUGAACCUGCUGCUGAGUCAGAUGUCGGUGGCCGAGCUGCGGGAGGAGGCCUGCGACUGCCUGUUUGAAAUCGUCAACAAAGGAAUGGACCCAGUGGAUAAAACCAAACUGGUGGAGUCUCUGUGCCGAGUGCUGCAGUCUGCAGGAUUCUUCAACGUGGAGCAGGAGGACGACGUGGACUUCCUGGCUAAGUUCUCCCGGCUGGUGAACGGGAUGGGCCAGAGUCUGGUGCUCAGCUGGACCAAGCUGGCCAAGGCGGGCAGCGUGAAGGAGGCGGCCGACACGCUGCAGGCGCUGGAGGCCAAGGUGCCGCUGCUGCUGCAGCUGCUGGUGCACGAGGACGACGACAUCUCCGCCAACAUCGUGGGCUUCUGCUACGAGUACCUGCACGUCCUCAAACAGCUUCCUCAGUUGACGGAUCAGCAGAAGACGAGCAUCGAGGCCGUCAUGCUCGCCAUCAUGAAGAAGCUGACCUACGAUGAAGAGUACAACUUUGAGAACGAGGGCGAGGACGAGGCCAUGUUCGUGGAGUACAGGAAGCAGCUGAAGAUGCUGCUGGAUCGUUUGGCUCAAGUUUCCCCUGAUCUGCUGCUGGAGGCCAUUCUCCGAGUCUUCACCAACACCAUGCAGAACUGGCAGACGGCCUCGUUCUCCGAGGUGGAGGUCUCCAUCAGGCUGCUCUACAUGCUCGGCGAGGCCCUGCCGGCGUCUCACGGAGCUCAUUUCUCCGGUGAGACGGUGAAGACGAGCGCUCUGCAGGACAUGAUGAGGACGCUGGUGUCGUGUGGCGUCAGCAGCUACCAGCACAGCUCCGUGUCUCUGGAGUUCUUCGAAACCGUCCUCCGGUACGACAAGUUCUUCCUCGUGGAGCCGCAGCACAUUCCCAAUGUUCUGAUGGCGUUUCUGGACCAAAGAGGACUGAGACACAACAGCCCGAAGGUCCGAAGCAGAGUCGCCUACCUCUUCUCCAGAUUCGUCAAAACGCUGCAUAAACACAUGAACGGCUUCAUCGAGGACAUUCUGACCCGGAUCCAGGAUCUGCUGGAGCUCGCUCCUCCUGAGAACGGCUUCCUGGCGCUGCUGACCAGUGACGACCAGCUCUUCAUGUUCGAGACGGCUGGGAUCCUGAUCGUGAACGGGGAGAGUCCGGCGGAGAGGAAGCAGGCUCUGAUGAGGAGUCUGCUGGCGCCGCUGAUGGACGCCUUCCACCCGCUGCUCGCCAAACUGCUGCAGGAGACGGAGGAGGAGCGACAGGCCGCCCUCGCCGACUGCCUGAGCCACGCCGUCGGAUUCGCCAGUCGGACCAGUAAGGCGUUCAGCAACAAGCAGACGGUGAAGCACUGCGGCUGCACCGAGGUCUACAGGGACUGUCUGCAGACCUUCCUGCCUGCACUGAGCUGUCCUGUCCAGCGGGGGGCGCUGCGCAGCUCGGUCCGCUCCUUCCUGCACCGGAUGAUCAUCUGCAUGGAGGAGGAGGUGCUGCCCUUCGUCCCCGCCGCCUCCGAGCACAUGCUGAAGGACUGCGAGGCCAAAGACCUGCAGGAGUUCAUCCCGCUCAUCAGCCAGAUCACCGCCAAGUUCAAGCGGCAGGUGUCCCCCUUCCUGCAGCAGGUCUUCAUGCCGCUGGUCCUCGCCAUCUUCGAGGUUCUGGCUCGGCCGGCGGAGGACAACGACCAGGCGGCCGCCCUGGAGAAGCAGAUGCUGCGAAGGAGCUACUUCACCUUCAUCCAGACCAUCACCGGCAGCGGCAUGAACGAGGUGAUGGCCAACCAGGGAGCUGAAAACAUCGAGCGGGUGGUGUUCACCAUCAUCCAGGGGGCGGUGGACUUCCCCGACCCCAUCGCACAGAAGACCUGCUUCAUCGUCCUCUCCAAGCUGGUGGAGCUGUGGGGAGGUAAAGACGGGAUGGUGGGAUUCCCCGACUUCAUCUACAAACACAUCGUCCCUGCUUGUUUCCUGGCUCCUCUCAAGCCGACCUUUGACCUCUCUGACGCUCAGACCGUCCUGACUCUGUCAGAAUGUGCCGUCACGCUGAAGAUGAUCCAUCUCAAACGGGGGCCCGAGUUCAUCCAGUUCUUACAACAGGAGUAUCUGCCCUCGCUGCAGGUGGCGCCAGAGAUUUCACAGGAGCUUUGUCAAGUUCUUCAGCAGCCGGACGUCAAAGUCCUGAAGAACUACAUCAAGGCGUUCUUCCAGCGAGCGAAGCUGUAGGACAUGAAACUGGAAGUUCACUGGGACUGAAGGACUCUCCACAGGAAGUGGGCGGACACGCUGCUUUACAACAAAACUACAAAUGGAACUUAGCAUAGGAGCUGCUCUUGCACUUAAGAAGUAAAUGCACAACAAAGCCCCGUCCGUCUGAGUCAGGGAGACGGACAGAAGGUCAGUGGACGUAUCAACGUCCUCAGCGCCCGAGAGACGAGCUGUCCACGUGGACUCGAGACGUGGAGGACGCUCGGAGAACUUUGUGUGGAAAGGACUUUGAGACGGGGGGGGGG
This is a messenger RNA of Pleuronectes platessa (European plaice), 3363 nucleotides long. It is a transcript of the gene xpot, whose product is annotated as exportin, tRNA (nuclear export receptor for tRNAs). The record is from RefSeq and is a predicted model, not a curated record. NCBI's taxonomy places the organism in Eukaryota, Metazoa, Chordata, Actinopteri, Pleuronectiformes, Pleuronectidae. Gene Ontology annotation, cellular component: nuclear matrix; nuclear pore; cytoplasm. The transcript is spliced from 25 exons. Bases 167 to 3076 code for a protein of 969 amino acids. Gene Ontology annotation, molecular function: tRNA binding; small GTPase binding. Gene Ontology annotation, biological process: tRNA re-export from nucleus.